Bufo gargarizans (Asiatic toad) is the source of this 605-nucleotide messenger RNA. RefSeq lists its product as uncharacterized. Lineage: Eukaryota; Metazoa; Chordata; Amphibia; Anura; Bufonidae. The transcript is spliced from 11 exons. The coding region runs from base 3 to 605 and encodes 200 amino acids. The record is from RefSeq and is a predicted model, not a curated record.
AUAUGACGAGGUCUUCAACUCCGAUGUCCUCAAAAAGUGAGACCAGCAUCCACAAUUAUGCUGAGAUUAUGACACAAUUCCCAGAGCUGCCAGGACAAUGGUUUGAAUGUAGAGUGGAGGUUCCCCCAAAAGCAACAUCCCAGCUCUCACAGUUUUACAUCUCUGAGGACGAUAUGACGAGGUCUUCAACUCCGAUGUCCUCAAAAAGUGAGACCAGCAUCCACAAUUAUGCUGAGAUUAUGACACAAUUCCCAGAGCUGCCAGGACAAUGGUUUGAAUGUAGAGUGGAGGUUCCCCCAAAAGCAACAUCCCAGCUCUCACAGUUUUACAUCUCUGAGGACGAUAUGACGAGGUCUUCAACUCCGAUGUCCUCAAAAAGUGAGACCAGCAUCCACAAUUAUGCUGAGAUUAUGACACAAUUCCCAGAGCUGCCAGGACACUGGUUUGAAUGUAGAGUGGAGGACGAUAUGACGAGGUCUUCAACUCCGAUGUCCUCAACAAGUGAGACCAGCAUCCACAAUUAUGCUGAGAUUAUGACACAAUUCCCAGAGCUGCCAGGACAAUGGUUUGAAUGUAGAGUGGAGGGAGAAGAAGAUCCGAUGUAA